GCGGUAUUACCGUCCAAAUCGAAGAUGGGAUCUAUGAUAUUGGUGUUAAUAUUUUUUAGUGUAUUUGUAUCAUCUUGUCAUGCCGAAAAUAAUGAAACAGAAAUUAGAAUGGACCAGUCUAGAGAGUUCGUUGAGAGAUUGGCGGAACAAGGACGUACAUUGGCCCGCAAUUCAUUUAAACGUUUGAAGAUACUACUUCCGGCAAUAUUCUUCAAGCUAGGAAUUGCGUUUACGAUGUUGGUACUGGUCACUAUCGUUUCCGUUAACAAUGGCUUCAUCGGUUUUCUUCUUCUCGUAGUCGGUCUGAGCAGCGUUUUGGCUAGAUUCCAAGAAGCAAGAAGAACCCCCGUAGUACCGUAUGUUAGUACUUUACCCUACUACCAACAAACGAAGUUUAUUCAAGAUUGGGAUAGAAAAAAUAGAGCUAUCGAUGUUGGCGAAAAAGAGACAGCACCUGUUUUUGAUAAUAGUUACGGACAAGGGUACGUCUACCCUCAACUCGGCGCUUAUUACAAAUCGGCUUAAAUUUAUCCAUUCAUUUAUUAUAGACUAUAGAUCCUGGAUGCAUUUUAUCUUCCCAAAUCGAAAAAGUUUAAUUAAAAUUGCUCUUAGUUUUUUCUAUUCUUCAAUGACCGUUGGGGGGACCUACUCCUUCACUCUGGAGUCCGAUGGUUAAGUAGAGGACGGGUGCUGAAACGUUUUAAUGAUGUCCCAUCUGGCACAGAUCAAUUUUUCAAACAACGCGACGAACCGACUCCGGAACUAGAAAAUUCAAUCUGGCUUAGAGAUUUUGGUUUUCUCGUGGACGUUACAAAGAAAUUAAACGAACCUAAUUUGCAGCUUCAGGGAAGAGACAAGCGUUUUCCUAUUUUUUAAGAAAAAAUAUCUCGAAAUCCAUUAGGACCCUUAUGACAGCAACUAUCACGUAGAAAUAGUUUCUACACCGAAGAAUAACUUCAAAAAUCGUCUUCACGAUUUCAACGAAGUGACUUUAGUAGCGCAGUUUGUUGUUUCACCCUUUAUGGAAAUUGAUAUCCAACAGUUUGCAAAUUGUGUUAUGCAGAACUUUGGCGAAGACAUCGCUGCAACAGAAACGGAAGUAAUCGAGUUUCAAAAUGAUUCGG
Molecule: messenger RNA, 1124 nt
Organism: Diorhabda carinulata
Lineage: Eukaryota; Metazoa; Arthropoda; Insecta; Coleoptera; Chrysomelidae
Exons: 2
Coding region: 25-525 (166 amino acids)
Source: RefSeq, a predicted model, not a curated record